Molecule: messenger RNA, 276 nt
Organism: Eruca vesicaria subsp. sativa (arugula)
Lineage: Eukaryota; Viridiplantae; Streptophyta; Magnoliopsida; Brassicales; Brassicaceae
Source: the annotation of a GenBank genome assembly
AUGCUGUCGACCGCUCUUCUCAAUUUCAUACAAGGGAAGAAACCGUGGAAAGCCUUUCAUAUGGCGACAAUGUUCAAAGCUGAAGUCGCUAACUUAUUUGCUGAUCUAUCUGUAUUGCUAAUCUCAUCUCUCCUUACCAAAAGGAACCAGAGCAUUUGCUUUGCUAUACCACCAGGAGAUUCUAUCGAGGUGUUCAUGGAUGUGCCACUCUCCAUAUAUAUAAGCGUGCACGAGGUGGGAAAAUCAAAGGUUUCACGGGAGUUUGACUAUCCUUAA